This is a messenger RNA of Hypanus sabinus (Atlantic stingray), 3834 nucleotides long. RefSeq names its product CD276 antigen-like. Bases 595 to 1620 code for a protein of 341 amino acids. The transcript has 4 exons. NCBI's taxonomy places the organism in Eukaryota, Metazoa, Chordata, Chondrichthyes, Myliobatiformes, Dasyatidae. The record is from RefSeq and is a predicted model, not a curated record.
GGGAGGUGGGAAAGAGAGGGUUAAUUCUCUACACUUUGGCUGUCUGCCUGUGCAAUCACUGCAAAGUCAACUGUUAAUAAACUGUACCUUCCUCUGGCCCAUUACUAAGGAAUCCAGGAACUAAUGCUGCCUUACAGGAACAGGUGUAACAGGUUGUGAUUGACACUGCUAACCUUCAGUACCUCUCUGGGAGAAGAUAUCGCUCCUUGUCUUCCACGCCGUGACUCUCUGUCUGUCUUCCUCUCUUCUCCUUCAGUCUUCAUGCUUCCUUUAUUCCACGCUCUUCUUUCUCUCUCUCUUCCCCCACCUUUUCCCUCUCUUCCCCCAACUUUUUCCUCUCUCCCUCCUACACCUUUGCUUGUCAACAUAUCCAUUCCUUUUGUAAAUCACUUUGUCCAUAUCACACCUGUCUCCUGAACUGUUUGUCUCUUCCUGUGUUUUCUCCGUCUGUCUCUCUCUCUCCCUCUCUCUCCCGCUCUCUCUCGCUCUCUCUCUCUCUCUCUCUCUCUCUCUCUCUCUCCCUCCCCCCUCCCCUCCCCUUCUCAUUCCUGCCCGCUCUCCUGCAGACUUGCUGAAACCACAACAGACGUCUGAAUGCGAAGGUGUGCUCGACACAAAGGUCACCAACUGCAACGUGAGGCAGAGAGGAGGGAUAGAAGGAGUGAGAGAGAGGUGGACGUCACUGGAAUGUCCAGACGGUGCGACAGAAAGCCCGCAAUGUUGAACGGCCAAAGAACUGGAGGAAUGUUGCUGGUGUUUCUGCACUUGUUCUCCCCAGUGGUGCUGGACUCACCUAUCGUCGCCAGGAUUGGUGAUGACCCCCUCCUGAUUUGCCAUUUCAAUCGACCAUGGUCCCGGGAACUUGGGGGCAUCCAGUGGAGUCUGCAAAGACCUGACGGAGUCCUCCUGGCGUACAUCUACCAUCAGGGCUCAGCGGCCGCCCAGUUCCAAGACAAGCAGUUCCAGGGCAGGGCCACUGUGAAUGAGUCACUGCUGGGGCAGGGGGACGCGUCACUGAGGCUGCAGAACGUCACGGUUCAUGAUAAUGGCACCUAUAUGUGCGUUCUUCACACCCCAGAGUGGAAGGAGGUGAAAGAGCAGCUCCUCAUCGUUACAGCUCCCUACAGCCAGCCCCAUGUGAGCUGCUCACCCGUGGGUGGGGAUGGAGCGGAGGAUGAGGGGAAGGUGCAGCUGGACUGUGUGUCCCGGGGGGGGUUUCCCCUGGCACAUCUGCAGUGGGUCUGGAGCAAUGGCACCGAAUACAGGAGCGAGUUGCAGAACGCGAGCAUGGCACAGGCACCCGAUGGCACGUACCAACUAUGCAGCAGGCUGGAGGCCACCAUGUCCUGGGAUUUCGACCUGUACUGUGUGGUCACCGACUCCUGGCUGAACCAAUCCCACAGCAGCUAUGCCAACUGCCCGCAGCACAACACCCGGGGCACCGAGAGUACGCCUCGCAGCCCAGGGCACUGCCCACACCUCAAUAGCUCCCAGCUUUCCUGUGCAGAGCAUGAGCGAGUCGGACUGUUACUGUUUGCCUCCGUCCUGUUGCUGUUCUUGCUGUCGGUUUUGCUGUGGAUGUGUUGCUGUGGAUGUACCGCAGGGCGAGACCCUCCUUGAGCCGAAGGAAAGCAAGAAGCCCCGCUGGUCCCGGGGGACACCAAGAGGCUAGUCCCAUCCACACCAACACACGAGGGACUGAAGCUGGGCAAGGGAGCACCUGCUGACUCCCCCUCCAGGGAGUGGGCCAGAGCAGAAGGGACAGUACAGAUGAUGCCUACACUGAGCGAGACCACUCAACCCGUCCAAACUGCUAGUCAAGCACAGGCGGCCACCAGCCGCUCCUGAUCCUGAUAAGCAAGCCCAUUACCACUACAUCGACUCAGGCCUUGCAGGCCCAGGGAAUGAAAACCAGGUUUAUUAUCACAGAUAUGUUAUGAAACUUGUCAAUUUGCAGCACAAGUUACAAAUUAAAUGAAUAAAGACAAAGGCAAAGGUAAAGAAUAAAGUGAGGGUGGUGUUCAUGGGUUCAUCCACGGUCCUGAAAUCUGAUGGUGGAGGGGAAGAAGCUGUUCCUGAAACUUCUGGUUGAAGAUGUCGCUGGUAAAGCCCAGCCAUUACUUACAGGCACCAUACAAAACAAAGAAAGCAACUGAACGCUUUUCCUGUAAGAAUUUAUGGUAAACAAUGAAGAGGCAAGUGAAAGCAAGGCUGAGUCGAGGGUCGAUGAGUGGGUGUGAAGCACUCGAGAUGAGGUCGAGGCAAAGUAUGGUCGAGCAGAGUGAAGUAACAUUGGAACAGAGGAGAGGCAGUCGCAAGGCCCGUCCACCUAAAACAGAGGGAGGUUUGAUCAAUUUAGGUGCCAGGCUAAUUUAGAAAAGUCGGUUUCAGGCUGAAAUGUGACAGUGGGGUCCAGAGCGUAUCAAUGCGACAGGGCUCGGCCUGGGCUCCAGUGCAAAGAACGGUGCGAUGUCUGGAUGAUUUAAAUGCUGGGCUUGAUCGAUUGGAGUGGCUGGGUGUCCGCACCAGAGGCGAGGGUCAGGCCAGAUCUGCUGGCUGCUACGUGACAUUUAUUUGGCUCUGAGCACUGAGGUUGAGGCUGUGCAUGGCCUGCUCAAGGAUUUACGUCUAUGGACUCACUUUCGUUCUGAAGGUUGUUUGCUUAUUUCCAUCGCUUGCACGAUGUUUUUCUCUCUCUGCACCUUGGUUGUUUGACCGUUUUUUAAAUGGGUUCUUUUGUGUUUCUUUGUUUUGUAGCUGCCUGUGAGGAGAUGGAAGUUGUAUAAUGUAUACGUACAUCAGUAAUAAGUGGACUUUGAACGUUGAGUGUGUGUCUUCAGGCUCCUGUACCUCCUCCCCGAUGGUAGCAAUGAGAAGAGGGCAUGUCCUGGGUGAUGGGGGUCCACAAAGACUGUAGUUUCCUCUCAUUCAAUGUAAGACUGUGGAAAUGAUUGAUUUCAGGAGGAUGAAAUCAGAGGUCUAUGAGUCAGUCCUCAUUGGGGGGGAUCAGAGGUGGAGACGGUCAGCAACUUUAAAUUGCUUGGUGGUAUAAUUUCAGAGGGCCUGUCCUGGCUGCAGCACACAAGUACAAUUAUUAAGAAAGCACAGAAGCGCAUCCACUUUCUUAGAAGUUUCCAAGAUUUGGCAUUGCAACUAAAGCUUUGAUAAACUUCUAAGUGUGUAAUGGGACAAUAUACUGACUGGUUGCAUCAUGGCCUGCUAUGGAAACACUAAUGCCCUUGAACGGAAAAUCCUACAGAAAGUGGUGAAUACAGCCGAGUCCAUCACGGGUAAAGCCCUCCCCAACAAAGAGCACAUUUACAUGGAGUGCUCUCGCAGGAAAGCAGCAUCCAUGAUUGAGGACCCUCACCAUCCAGGCUAUGCUCUCUUCUCACUGCUGCCAUCAAAAAGGUAAAGAGUCUUGGGAUUCACACCACCAGGUUCAGCAACGGUUAUUGCCCCUCAACCAUCAGGCUCUUGAACCAAUGGGGAUAACUUCCUAAACUGUUUCCACAGCCUUAUGGACUCACUUUCAAGGACUCUUUAUCUCAUGUUCCCGAUACUGAAUGCUUAUUUAUUAUUAUGUUUUUUUCUCUUUGCAUUUGCACAUUUUGUUGUAUUUUGCACAUUGGUUGUUUGACUGUACUGCUGGGUGCAGUCUUUCAUUAAUUCUAUUGCGUUCCUUGUAUUUACUCUAGAUGCUCACAAGAAAAUGAAUCUCAGGAUUGUAUAUAGUAGCAUAUAUGUACUUUGAUAAUAAAUUUCCUUUGAACUUCUUUCACAAUGAAAAAAAUAUACAGUUUAUUUCUGAAAUAAAGAAUACACUCCUGGUUC